AUGUCCCUGGAUGAUACUACUAUUCGUGCCUUGUCCAACCCCGUGGUUGUAGAUAAGAAAGUUUUCAUUGAAAGUGACGCUGGUGAUGGAACCAAGCGUGAAGACCAAUAUCUUCAUGGAGCAAAUUUGACUCUUUGUUUACUCUCGUUGUUUCUUUCAUUGUUCCUUGUCGCCCUUGAUCAAACCAUUAUUAUCACUCUUUUAAGUGACGUCGGUAACAAGUUCAAUGCCCUCGAUAAAGUUGGCUGGUUGGCUUCAGGUUUUCUUCUUGCCAUGGCGGUGUUUGUUGCUACUUGGGGUAAGGCCUCUGUUAUUUUUGGCCGUAAAAUUGCCAUGUAUGUUGCCAUUGUCUUGUUUGAAGCAGGCUCGCUUAUGUGUGCCUUGUCAAACUCUAUGAAUGUAUUGAUUGGUGGCCGUGUCCUUGCUGGGGUUGGGGGUGGUGGUAUCCAAUCUUUGGUCUUUAUCAUCAUCACCGAAAUUGUCCCCAUUGAAAAGAGACCUUCAACUAUGGCAUUUAUUGGUUGUGUUUUCGCAGUGGCAUCUGUAUUGGGACCAUUGAUCGGUGGGGCCUUCACAUCUAAUGUCAGUUGGAGAUGGUGUUUCUACAUCAACUUACCAGUUGGUGCUGUUGCCCUUGUCUUUUUAUUCUUUGCCUUUAAUCCUCCUAAAACUCAAGGUAAUUUUACUAAAAAAUUGAAAAUGAUUGAUUAUGUUGGAACGUUCUUGUUGACUUCUGGUUGUGUGAUCUUUCUUUUGGCCCUUACCUUUGGCGCCUCAACUUAUUCAUGGGACUCUGCUGCAGUUAUUUGUUGCUUUAUCUUUGGUGUCGUGAUGCUUAUUGCCUUUGGUGUAUGGAACUUUAAAUAUUCCAAGCUGCAAAUUCUUGCCACUGAAGUUAUUGUUAUUCCUCAGAUUGUUGCGGCAACUGUUACAAUGUUUUGCAUGUUUGCCUAUUUCAUGGCUUCAACUUUGUACUCUUCAGUUUAUUUCCAAGUCAUUUGGGGUGCUGAUGCUUGGCAUUCGGGAUUACAUUUACUUCCAACCAUUAUUCCCGUGGUGAUUGCAUCGAUUGCUGGUGGUGUCACCAUCAACAAGACGCGUUGGGUUAAACCAUUCCUGAUUGCCGCAGGUGUCUUGGGUCCUAUUGGAUGUGGUCUUCUUUCCAUACUUGAUGUUGAUUCUUCUAGAAGUGCUCGUAUUGGCCUUUUAAUUGUGGUUGGGUUCUCAUGCGGGUUGCACAUGCAAAGUUGCAUUAUCUCAGCCCAAAUCCCUGCCCCAAAAACCCCCGGUGGAACCAUUAUGGCCACCACCUUAAUUAACUUGGGUAGAGGUCUUGGAGGAGCUGUUGGUGCUGCUCUUGCAGACGCUGUGUACAACUCGUCGUUCAAAAAUGAAUACAGGGCCAAUUUGAAGAAACUUACUGACCAAUCCAUAUUAGAACAAUUGGAUAAAAUCAAUAUUUCACAACUCACUACAUCUUCCACAAUUCUUAAUACACUUACUCCCGAUGCCAGGUUGUUUGUCAAGAAGCAAAUCAUGGCAGGUAUCCGUAAUGUGUUCUAUAUGUGUCUCGGGUUUGCUUGUUUGGCAUUCCUCGCUGGUUUAUUCAUGACAAAUAAACGCUUACCACAAGCCAGUGCUGGAGCAACUGCAGUCGCAGAAGAAACGACUCCAAGAAAUGAUAGCAAUAAAGACGAUUCGGAAGAAUCUAGUUCCACUGAUGGUGAAAGAAGGGAUUUUGAACAGGAAAAGGUUACAGUAUGA
Messenger RNA from [Candida] anglica, 1764 nucleotides. Lineage: Eukaryota; Fungi; Ascomycota; Pichiomycetes; Serinales; Debaryomycetaceae. The record is from the annotation of a GenBank genome assembly.